AUGGCAGCAAAAGGAGAAGGGGAUGAUGAGAAACUGGCAGGAGCCUGCCUAGGUGGAGCGGAUGUUCUGCCUGCCCCUCAGAACCUAUCUAUACAUUCAACCAACAUGAAGCAUGUCUUAACAUGGACCCCAGUGAUUGUGCCUGGAGAAAGAAUACACUAUUCUGUCGAGUACCAGGGGGAGUAUGAGAGUCUGUAUCUAAGCCACGUCUGGAUUCCCAGUCACUGGUGCUCACCCACAGAAGGUCCUAUGUGUGAUGUCACUGAUGACAUCACUACUACUGUGUGGUACAACCUCCGAGUCCGAGCCACACUGGGCUUACAGACUUCAGACUGGAGCAUCCUGGAGCACGGCUUUAAUAGAAACUCAACCAUCCUCACUCCACCCAAGAUAGAGGUUACCAAGGAUGGCUUUUAUCUGGUUAUUGAGCUAGAAGACCUGGGGCCUCAGUUUGAGUUCCAUGUGACCUACUGGAAGAGUGAGCCUGAUGCCCAGGCACAUAUCAAAGUGGUGAAGAGUGGGAACAUUCCAGUGCACCUGGAAACCAUGGAGCCAGGGGUCAAGUACUGUGCAAAGGCUCAGACAUUCGUGAAGGCCAUUGAGAGGUGUAGUGCCUUCAGCCAGGCAGAAUGUAUCGAGGUUCAAGGAGACGCCCUCCCUCUGGCGCUGGCCUUGUUUGCAUUUGUUGGCUUCUUGCUGCUCCUCAUAGUUGUUCCUCUCUCCAUCUGGAAGAUGGGCCAGGUGCUCCGGUAUUCCUGCUGCCCUACAGUGGUCCUUCCUGACACCUUGAAAAUAAGUAAUUCACCCCAGAAGUUAAUCAGCUACAGAAGGGAAGAAGUGGAAGCCUGUGCCAUGUCCGUGCUGUUUUCUGAGGAACUCCUCAAGGCUUGGAUCUAA
This is a messenger RNA of Chrysochloris asiatica (Cape golden mole), 897 nucleotides long. RefSeq names its product interleukin 20 receptor beta (gene IL20RB). The coding region runs from base 1 to 897 and encodes 298 amino acids. Gene Ontology annotation, molecular function: interleukin-20 binding. The transcript has 7 exons. The record is from RefSeq and is a predicted model, not a curated record. Lineage: Eukaryota; Metazoa; Chordata; Mammalia; Afrosoricida; Chrysochloridae.